AUGGAAAUGUUCUCAAAACUCGUGAAUAAAGGUGACAAAUCGGAGGGCGUGGCAGCGUUGUUACAGGCGCGCUUACAAAGCCGAGUACGCCGCGGCAAACGACGGGUGAACAAAGCUCACAACCGACGAUAUCACCAAGUAUUCGCGCAAUGUCUCUGUGAUGUGGAUACAAUAAGCGGGGAGCGGAAAGGUGGCUGUAUCGUGGCGCAGAGUGGGAAGGUGUCCUUCGGCUUCACCUCGGCCACCCCGUUUAAUUUGCAUCCCGCAAAAUGCCUCUGCCAGCUUGAUACGACGUCGAAGACCAUGUGGCCGUGCUUUCCAUAUUCAACCUGGAAAGAGAGAUUGUGCGCCGAGUGCGUGCCCAGCUCCGGCCACUGCCCGAUGCGCUUCUACAAGGGCAACGAAAAGUACGAGGACAUCCAGGACAAAGUCGACAUCUGCCUCUGCCACAAGGACUACAACCACUGCAUCCAAAACAACGAAGGAAACGUCAUCCCCGAGAUCGGGCCCGAGGAAGAGAUCUCCUCGCUGAACAUCACCGCCCAGACGCAGAAAGCUUUGGCCAAGGCUGGUGGCCCCAAGGUCACCACCACGACAACUACCGAGGCUCCAGAAGUAAUUGAAGCUAUGGGCUUUGCGGAGCUCACGGAUGAGAUUGCCAUCACCUCCCAGGCCCAGCAGAACAUGAUGUACACCGUGGGCAGUAUGGGCGAUAGCGAGAAGACGACGAUGUCCCAGACCAAGGAUGACUUCAUCUUGCGCUGCUCGUUCAACCAGAAGGAUUGCAACAUUGACGAGGACUUCAAGCUGCACUACGACCAGACCUACGGAAAUUGCUUUACGUUCAACUUCAAUCGAACGAAAAAGCUGGAGGCCCAUCGAGCCGGAGCCAAUUAUGGUCUGAAAGUGAUUUUGUACGCCGACAUUGCCGAGUAUCUACCCACCACCGAAGCCGUCGGUUUCCGGAUCACCGUGCACGACAAGUGGAUCGUCCCUUUCCCCGAUGCUUUUGGCUACAACGCGCCCACCGGGUUCCUGUCGGCAUUUGGUGUCCGCAUGAAAAAGUUCCGACGCCUCGGGCCGCCCUACGGGGACUGCCGAUCCCCAGCCAAGAACGAGAUGAAGGACGACUUUUUCUUGUACCAGAAUUUCAACUAUUCAGUGGAGGCUUGCCACCGGAGUUGCACCCAACAAGAGAUCCUCGGCAAGUGCGGAUGCGCAGACCCCAUGUAUCCGCUGCCCAACAACCCGGGUGUGGAGAACUGCAAGGCUGGCGAUCCAAUGGCAAGGGACUGCAUCAAGAACACCUCGAUCGAGAUUGGUGCCAAGAUUGCGGAGAACGAGCUGAGGAACUGUAUGUGUCACCAGCCUUGCGAGGAAACCAACUACGAGGUGACCUACUCGGCAGCACGAUGGCCAUCCGGGUCGGCCAACGUGAUGGAGUGCGUCUCCGGGGACUCGCUCUGCCUCGAGAAGUACAAGAAAAACGCCGCCAUGGUCCAAGUCUUUUACGAAGAGCUGAAUUACGAGACGAUGGAGGAAUCGCCCCAGUAUUCGCUAACCAGCAUCCUGGCCGACUUGGGUGGUUUGACCGGACUUUGGAUCGGAGCCUCGGUCGUCAGUUUAUUGGAAAUCGGCUCGUUGAUACUGUUCUGCUGCCAGGCUUGGUUCCGGAAACGAAAGGCCAACUCCUCCAACACCCCGUCCGUAAUCGUGCCCGUCCAACAAAGCACCCGACUCUCCGUCCACUCCUCCAGCAUCCCCCGCUCAAAACAAUCCCUAGUCCUCGACGAAGUCCCACCUAUCCUCGAAAUCACACCCAAAUCCUCUACGAGCUCAAUCAUAUCCCAGCCCUCUCGGCCACCCUCCAGAAAAAGCAAGUCCAGCCUACGCUACAUUCCCCCCGACGAAGAGCUGCCCUGUCUGUGCAAGUACAACGAUAUGGGCUUCAUCGUGCAUAUGAAAGCAAUGUGCCCGGUGCAUGGGAUUAAGGAACCUCAUCUCGGAGAUUAUUCUCAUGGAAACCUG
Mesorhabditis spiculigera is the source of this 2028-nucleotide messenger RNA. The record is from the annotation of a GenBank genome assembly. Lineage: Eukaryota; Metazoa; Nematoda; Chromadorea; Rhabditida; Rhabditidae.